Messenger RNA from Miniopterus natalensis, 1703 nucleotides. NCBI's taxonomy places the organism in Eukaryota, Metazoa, Chordata, Mammalia, Chiroptera, Miniopteridae. The record is from RefSeq and is a predicted model, not a curated record.
AUGGAUGAAAACAGCAUUAACAAAGAGCUGAGGCAGAAACUGAACUUCUCCUGCUGCGAAGAAGAGAGUCGGAACAAAGAAGGGCAGGAAGCGCCCGAGGGCGGGGAGGCCCCGAGCCACACCCCGGAGAAGGCCGCCGCUCCCGGCUGGAGGGCCAGGCCCACCCCUCCCAGGACACCCCGCAGUGAAGGACGCGGGCUCCCCACCUUUCAGGAAAAAGGCCCAGUGAGCCCGGAGCCUCUGCUGUCAGGAUCCCCCAGGUGUCCUGCAACACCAGCCCAGCCGGACGACAGAAGCCAGCUGCUGUACUGUGAGAGUCCCUUCACCCCCAAAGGCCUGCCGGGCCAGUCCAUGAUUUCUUCAACAGGGAAGCUGCCCUCCCGAGGCUCUAAGCAUUUUAGGCUCACACCUGUCUCCUUCACAGAUGAAAUGACCUCAUCAGCUCUGGUUAACAUUAACCCCUUCACCCCAGAGUCCUAUAGGAAAGAGUUCCUUCAAUCCAGUGGCAAGAGGAAAAUUCCAGGAGACCUCGAGGAAGCUGAUCCAGGGCAAGGCAAGGUGGAACAAGGGCUGCCUGCCAAGAGAUGUGUUCUACGAGAAACCAACAUGACCUCCCGCUACGAAAAAGAGUUCAUGGAGGUGGAAAGGAUUGGGGUUGGGGAGUUUGGCACAGUCUACAAGUGCAUCAAGAGGCUGGAUGGAUGUGUUUAUGCCAUAAAACGCUCCACGAAAUCUUUUGCAGAAUUAUCAAAUGAGAAUUCGGCUUUGCACGAGGUUUACGCUCACGCGGUGCUGGGUCACCACCCCCACGUGGUCCGUUACUAUUCUGCGUGGGUGGAAGACGACCACAUGAUCAUUCAGAAUGAGUACUGCAAUGGUGGGAGCUUGCAGGCCGCUAUAUCUGAAAACACAAGGACCGGCGAUCACUUCGAAGAGCCGAAACUCAAAGACAUCCUUCUGCAGGUUUCCCUGGGGCUCAAGUACAUCCACAACGCCGGCAUGGUGCACCUGGACAUCAAGCCAAGUAACAUCUUCAUUUGCCAUCAGGUGCAAAGUGGCUCUCCAGUCCAAGAAGACACUGGAAAUGACGCAGAUUUGUUUCUCUCUGCUAAUGUGAUAUAUAAAAUUGGAGACCUGGGUCUUGCAACAUCGAUAAGCAACCCCAAAGUGGAAGAGGGAGACAUUUACUUCUUGGCUAAAGAGAUUUUGCAAGAGGAUUUUCAGCAUCUCCCUAAAGGAGAUAUAUUUGCCUUGGGACUGACAAUGGCGAUGGCCGCCGGAGCGGAGUCCUUACCCAGCAAUGGUGCCCUGUGGCACCACAUCCGCGAGGGCAACCUUCCACGCAUCCCUCAGGAGCUCUCGGGAGAAUUUUACAAGCUACUCAAGAACAUGAUCCACCCUGACCCCGGGGAGAGACCCUCGGCAGCAGCUCUGGCCAGAAGUCGAGUCCUCCGUCCCUCCCUGGGGAAGGCAGAAGAGCUCCAGCGGCAGCUCUACUUGGAGAGGGUGAAGACGGCCGCGCUGGAAAGGGAACUGAGAGAAGCCCAGCAGGCUCAGUACCCCCAGGACCUCCAGGAAGGCCAUAGUGACCCUGAGGUCUUGAGGACCCCCACAGGAUCAAGAAGCACCAAACGCCUGGUGGGAGGAAAGAGUGCAAAGUCUUCAAGCUUCACCUUGGGGGAGUCUUCCCCAUAAGAACUCAU